AGGUCAUUUAGAACCGCGAUAAGAUUGCCGCUCUGAUUCCCAUUUGUAUAUAAUAAAUCAACCCCCGGGGAACAAAACUGUUCAGUUGACACAAUUAUGAAGGCUAAGGUGGGCAUCGUUUUGUUGCUGGCUCUAGGAGCCUUGGCCAGUCCUAUCGAUCAACGGCUUUCGCUGAUCCGCGAUGAAGCAGGUAACUUGCACUUGGUCAACCCGGAUCCGUACACCGUGAUCGAAGAGAAUCUUGAGCCACUUUUCACGCCGGAAACCGAUGUCAUCUUCCGAUUGUUCACGCGCAGUAACCCAGUUCACGGACAAAUUCUACAAUGGAACAAUGCAGCUUCGGUGAGCAACUCCAACUUUAACGCAGCUCACCCAACCCGUUUCACGAUCCACGGCUGGAACGGCGGUGAAACAUCUGGAUUGCACGGUAACAUCCGUAACAAUUAUUUUGCCGUUGGUGAUUUCAACGUGAUCAGCGUGGACUGGGGUGCAGGAGCAAACACCAUCAACUACAUUACUGCUAGAAAUCGGGUGGCUUCAGUAGGCGAUAUCAUGUCACGGAUGAUCAAUACAUUGGUUUCGGCUUCCGGUAUUUCGCGGAACAGCAUCAGCUUGAUUGGUCACAGCUUGGGAGCUCACGCCGCUGGUAAUGCCGGUAAACUGCAAAACGGUCAGAUUCAGACAAUCAUUGGACUGGACCCGGCUGGACCUCUGUUCUCAUUGGGUCAAUCCGAUAUCAUGCAUCCAAACGAUGCGCAGUACGUCGAAGCUGUGUUCUCCAAUGCUGGACUUCUGGGAUUCGACCUUCCACUUGGUGAUUCCAACUUCUAUCCUAAUGGAGGUCGCUCGCAGCCCGGAUGUGGCAUCGAUCUGGCUGGUAACUGCGCUCAUUCGAGAGCUCACGAGCUGUUUGCCGAGUCGGUUUCAAGUACGGUAGGAUUCCGUGCAACCAGAUGUGCGUCGCACAAUGAGAUCAUGGCUGGAAAUUGCACACCCAGUGGCGCGGACGCCCGUAUGGGCGGUGAGCCGUCGAAUCACGGCCGAGGAGUUAACGGAGCCUUCAGAUUCAACACGAACUCCGCUUCUCCGUUUGCCAUGGGGUAAAUGGCACGAGUGAUUUAGGAUUAAAUAGGUAGCCGUAUUGACUGAUUAGAGCUUAUGGGCGAAUAAACUCUUCAUUUUCAAAUGAUCAAAAA
This is a messenger RNA of Aedes aegypti (yellow fever mosquito), 1196 nucleotides long. RefSeq names its product pancreatic triacylglycerol lipase. The record is from RefSeq and is a predicted model, not a curated record. Gene Ontology annotation, molecular function: lipase activity. Gene Ontology annotation, biological process: lipid metabolic process. Bases 97 to 1104 code for a protein of 335 amino acids. Lineage: Eukaryota; Metazoa; Arthropoda; Insecta; Diptera; Culicidae. The transcript is spliced from 2 exons.